Molecule: messenger RNA, 819 nt
Organism: Effrenium voratum
Lineage: Eukaryota; Dinophyceae; Suessiales; Symbiodiniaceae
Source: the annotation of a GenBank genome assembly
AUGAAAGACGCCGCUGAGGCUCAGCAGGUGCUGGCGCGCCAACGCCAGCUGGGCCGCACCAACUGGCGCCGCGCACUGGCGGUGCGCUGGGGGUGGGUUUUCGCCCGUGCCCGGGCGCAGCAACUGCAGCUGAGCGAUCUGCACUACGCCGCGGCGAUGCGGGCCUGCCAGCGGGGCGGGGAGCCCACGGCGGCCAUGCGGCUCUUCGCAGAGAUCGAGGAGCCCAGCACCCGGACGCUGACCGCGGCCAUCGCCAGCUGCGGCCCACGGGACUGGGAGUUGGCCGUGGCUCUGCUGGGCGCCAUGGAAUUUCCGGACCUGGCGGCCUACAGCGCUUGUCUCAAGGUACUGAAAGCCAAGCCCUCGCGAGCCCUGCGACUGCUGGACACGCUGAGGCGUCAACAGCUCUCCCCGGACCUCGUUUGCUACAGCGCGGUGAUCAGCGCCUGCGGCCAGGGGAGGUUUUGGCUCAAGGCGCUGGCCUGCUUGCGGCACUUGGACCAGGACGCAGUGGCGCCCAAUGUGGUGGCCUACAGCGCCGCCAUCUCCGCCUGUGAGAAGGCGCUUCAGUGGGAGCAAGGCCUUUUCCUCCUGAGAGAAAUGGCGGAGAGAGGCAUCAAGCCCAACGUCGUAUCUCACUCGGCGGUGCUCACUGCUUGCGACAAGGCUCGCCAGUGGCAGUGGACGCUUCACCACUGGAAGGAAAUGCGGGCAGCAGGGGUGGCGCCCAACCGGGUGAGCUACACGGCAGCCAUUGGCUCCACCGCCUGGGAUGCCAUGCUGGAGAUGCUGGAGGCCAGCGGUAUUCGCCGAGUUUGA